GCAGAGACGGGGUUUCACUAUGUUGGCCAGACUUGUCUCGAACAUCUGACCUCAGGCAAUCUGCCUGCCUCAGCCUCCUGAAGUGCUGGGAUUGCAGGCGUGAGCCACUACGCCCAGCCUUGGUUAUCUUUUAUACACUGAUGAGGGCAAUGUGACAUGUUCAUAAUUUACUGGGUUUUAACUAUUUUUUGAAAGAUGUUUGACUUUUGGACUAUCCAAAUCUUUAAUAAUGAUCAUUGUCAGGAGUUUCUACUGUAUAUUGCAAAUUAGUUUACAUAUCAGAAUUUUGUAAUCAUUAUGAAUUAAACACUUCAUAACUUUCCAAGUUCUGUUACAUGUCUUUAAGCUAGUAUUGAUUAAUGGACUUCUAAUCAAGUGUUUGACUAUGUAACUGCCAAGUAAGAAACUUACCAACUCAGUUCCAUUACUGUGUUUCUCGUGCUUCUAAAUACUCUUACUAGAAAACAGUAGGAUGCUAGUUUAUAUAAACACCUCUCACAAUAUUAAAUUGCAUGUUGCUUGGGAAAAGAUUUGUGGAAUUUAUUUUAUAUGAUGUCUGGACUAUGAAAGCAUUUAAGAUUCAGAGAGGCCUAGCAUGUAGUUAUCCAUUUAAAAAUUAUAGCAGAGAUAUAUUUGUAGGGCACAUUUCAAGUCCUUACAUUUCAAAUUUUAGGAUGCAUCAUGAAAAAUCUGUCAGAAGCAUUUGAAAAAAUUGAUAUUCUUUUAAUGAUGGGUAUGGACUUCUGACUCAAGUCAAGAUUUCUACCUAUGUUGAGCAUCUACUUUGUAUCAGUACUUUUUCUAGGUGAUUGGGACACAUCAGAAAUAAUGGUCCUUGCCCUCUUGAAUAGCUUGCGUACUAUUCUAGUAGGAAGGGGAACAGAAAUAAGCAAUAGGUACAAUAAAUUAUUGAGUAGCAUGUUAGAAUAUAUGCUAUGGGAAAAAUUAAGGGGAAUUGGGUGGCUACCAUUUGAGAGUGAUCAGGAUAGGCCUGCUGAGCCAAGACUUGAAGAAAGUGAUGACCCUGGGUGCUAUGCUGAAAAUAGAUAAUAAGGAUAGAAUCAGGGAGACAAGUUAGGAGGCCAUUGUAGUAAUCCAGCGGGGGGAUAUGAUGAUGAUUUGGAUCAGGGUGGUAAUUAAGGAAGUAGACAGAAUCCAGAUGUAGUUGAAGGCAUAACCAAUGGGAUUUCCUGCCUAAAUGUGUAGAUUAAAUAUUGGGAAAGAAAAAAAUCAGAAGGCAGGCAUGCUUCUAUGCCCUUGAAGGCCUGGGGCAAGAGUACGAUGGAGAUACCAUAUGUUUAAAUAUUUAAAAGUUCUGUUUAAUGAAAAUAUGCCCAAUGUGCCUGUCUUGACAAACUUUCAUUAGAACUGGGAAGCCAGGUUUUAUUUAUGCCAGAACAUAACUUGGGGACAGAGCUGACCCUCAGCCCAUGUCCCACCUUACUUUUCUUCCCACUCCGGCUCUGAACUGUAUGGCAAGGGGCCUCCUGCAUAUUUACUUGGAUGCCAUAACAAGUAUAUUCAAACCGUGCCAUCCCCCUAACACAUCAGUGCAUGCAAUGAUGAUGUAAUGCAUUUCCUGGAACAGCCGGGGCUAUUCUGGGCAGGGUAUUUGGGGUCCUGAGUACCUAGAGUGUAGUGCAGAAUGAGUAUGCCCUUUAGAUGACAUGUCAUUUUGACUCUAAAGCGCUCAAUCCUAAAGCUCAGGGCCUUGGUAAGGGCCUUUCCUGGCCUGGUGUAAGGGCAGUACUGAUUUAGGGUUUUUAGUUUGAGCAUCUGUACAGAGGAUUGCUGUCAACUGAGAAAGGGGGCUGCAGAUAGAAUAGGUUAGGGUGAGGAAGAUAGUUUGGGAGCUCAUUCACAUGUUUUAUCUUAGAUUACACAGGCAGUACUGUAGAGAAGUGUAAAUGGAGAAUUUUCAACUUAUAGUAGCACUCACUGGCCUAGAAUAUAUAAAAACCGAGGGCUGUUUUUCACUGUAGUUAAUUCUAACCUAUAAACUGGAGCAGUUCCAUGUAGGAAUUUGUUAUAACUUACUGUGUAUGAAUUAUAGACGACUCUGACCUAUCCGGAGUGUUGUUUUUCAGUUUUGUUUUGUUUUUUUUCCUAUGACCUAAAAUCCCCUCAGACUUAAGCCUCUAGUGAACUACUCAGUAAAUGGCUUUACUAGUAAGUGUUCCCUUGCCUGGUAUGUCUAUUAUUUUUUAACUUCAGUGGUUUAUUCUUCAGCAGUAAGCAGUUGGAUAUAAGUUGGGGGUAUAAAUUUGGGACUCUGGCAUAUGAAUGUUAUUAAAAGUGAUGAGACUGGAUAUCAACAAGGGAAUGAGUGUAGAUAAAGAAGAGAGCCAAAGACUAAGACUUGGGGCAUCCCAACAUUAAAAGGUUGGAGAGAAGAGAAAGAACCUCGUAGAGGAGAUACCAGAGAUGUAAAGGAAAACUGAGUGAUGUCCUUGAAGCCAAGUGAUAAACUUUAUCCAAGAGAAGAAAAUGAACUGUCCAAUGUUGCUGAUAGACAACUUGAUAUUGCCAACUGUAAAAUGUACUUUGAAUUAGCCAUUUCGAAUUUGUUUACCAAAGCAAUGAUUUUGUUGGCUAGUUUUCUAAACUUUAGUAACUUUUAAGUGACUUGUAGGUUUUCAUUGCAUAUACAGCUGAAUUUUUUUUUUUUUUUUAAACAGGGUCUUGCUGUCGCCCAGGCUUGUUAUAGUGGUGCGAUCCUAGUUCCUGCAACCUUGAACUUCUGGGCUCAAACAGUCCUCCACCUCAGCCUCCCAAGUAGUUGGGACUACAGGCGCAUGCCACCACACCUGGCUAAUUUUUGUUUACUUUUGCAGAGGGAGGCCUUGCCAUGUAGCCCAGGUUGGUUUCAAACUCCUGGGCUCAAGGGAUCCUCUUGCCUCAGCCUCCUAGAGUGUGUAUUACAGGUAUGUGCCACCAUGCCUGGCCCAAAGCUUUUUUAUUUUUUUAAGUUCUGUAAUGCAUUUUCUGUGAAUUUAUUGUCUUAAAAAAUUGGCAAAUAUGGCCAUUUUGACAUAUUUGCCAAAUAUUAGCAUAUGGCAACUAUGCUCUUAAUUUGUUAAGUCACCAACUGUUGGUGAUGACUGUUAAAAUAACAAGAGCACAGCUGUCACCAAUCCUUACACUACUGGAUCCUUACACUAUUGUUAUUUUCAAUAAUGCCCCAUAGUCAGACGUUGUAGACUUAACCACUGAGCUGCUCACAAAAUUACUAAAGCAUUGUGAAAUACGUAACUGGAAAUUCUGGGCUUUAAAGUCUCCAGUUAUAAUUAAAUGGGUGAUUUUGAAAAUUGUGGUGGCUGUUCAGACAUUUUCAAAUAAGACUAGAACGCAUUUGUUUCAGACUGAUAAGCUGCAGAAGGUUAGAUAACACCAAAUACAUUUGGGUUUCUCCUUAGAAAAUGAUUUGGGCCUCCAGAUUACAUCUCAUUUUUUUUUACCCUAUCAAGUUUGUUUUUCCAUAUGAAAUGUCUUUUCCAACUACACCUGCCCUUGGAGACUGUGAAUAACAGACUUAAAGGAAGUAUCCUUUCCAGAUGAGCUGAAGAAUGUCAUCCUCUUAAAAGAAUGAACAGCUGGUCAUGUAGAAAUUCUCUGGAAUGCUCACUUGUCCUACAAAGGCAGGGGGCAGAAAGCAUGUUUGUAGUUUUUUUGUUAUUGGUAUACAUAAUUGUAAAUCUUUGAGACAUAAUUUUACUAGAAAUCCACAUAAUUUUAAUAAUUGCCUUUCUCCUGGAAAGAUGGCUAAUCAGUUAACAAUGUGAAGGUUAGAAAGCUGGCCAAGCAUAAUUUAGUGGGAUUCAGGAUUGCUGGCUGGAUUGUCCCGUUUGAUCAGACCAUGUUUCUUAGAUGAAGAUUCAGGACGCCCUCGUGUAUAAAAGUUAUCCUUUCUUCUGAUUAGGUUGGUAUUAAGUUCGAAUUUCUUACCAUGACACACAAAGGAUUCGACUCUUGCUUAGCUGUCUAAGCUCCUCUCACUUUCUCUUCCCCUCUUGAAUUCUUUGCUCUUGCCACACAACUAGCAGAUGAGCUAAUCUAUCUGUUCCAAUGUGGGCACAGUAGCAGCCCUUCCUCUUACCUUGGCCCACUCUGACUUGUCCAGCCCUGGUUUAAGUCUUCGUAAGGGUCCGCACAUAGUUGGGGCUGUUUACUAAACGGAUGAAUUUCCCUACCGGGAGGCUAGGUCUCCGUUAUGCUUUAAUUCCCAGGAAGCGACUUCUAUAGGCAUUGUUUAAAUGUAAGGACUAGGAGGGAGCUGGGGGUAUUGCAUUCCCCAGCUCACAGAUAAAUGAGAUUCCAAAACCAACAUCUGGCUAGGCGCUUGGAAAGAGGGACCCGCGAGGUCGACCAGGCGUUUAGAACUGUGCCUUGCAGUGUGGGAUCUCAGUACCGGAUAUUACCCCGGUUUGUAGAGAGUUACUGUUUAAGAGACGAUGAACACCGUAAGGACGGGUCAAGAAGAAAGCGGAAGACGGGUUAGCGCCUCCGGUCGGGGUAGAGAAAAGGCAGGCGAAAUGCGACCUGACGUGGGUCCGCCUUUCUCCACCCGUGGCAAACCCGACGGUCGCACCAUUGCUUUAACAGUCGCCCUCUUUCCAAGAAGAGCUAAUUAGUGACCGUGAGCGAAUAUGCCUGGGAAGACACGAUGUCCUCUCGGCCUCUGUGCGCUCACUUGUUUACCUAGGCGUCCGGGGGAGGCACACUCGCGGGACUCGCGAGCCUCGGCCCCGGCCUCCCGGCUCACCCAGGCUACGACGCUGGUUCUGCCGGCUCUCGGAGCCAAGCGCGAAUCCCCAGGGCUAAUUCCCAAGAACGGAGAGAGAGCACAGCCUGGAGGCUGCCCCCGCCUCCGCGCCCCAGUCCUCACUUUCUGAGGCUGUUAGCAGAAAGCCCCGCGGGCCGGGGAGAGGCGGGACGCGGGGGAUGGCUUCGCAGAGCCCUGUGAGCGUCGGCAUUAGUCGUCAGGCAGCCAGGACUCCUUGGGCGAUCGCCCUGGGUGGAGGAGAGGAGUUUCCGGGGCUCGGGUCCGGGUCGCCUUCCAGGGGAACAAGCGCGGAAGCAAGUGGGCGGCGAGAGGCGGAGCGAGGGACGCGGGGGGCGUGGACGCAGCCGGCUUUGGAAAGGCCCCAAGUUAAUGAGGCGUGCGCCCGCUGCCGAGCGCCUUUCGGAGCUGGGCUUUCCCCAGUGGUGCGGGCGCCAGGAGCCGCCUUUUCCGCUGGGUGUCACUCGGGGGUGGGGAAGAUGGCCCAUUCAAAAGCGCCGCGAGGGGGCCCGGCCAGUGCCCUUCAGUGAGCGCUCGCAAGAGGACGGCAGAGGCCCGGCAGCUCGCGGCUCCGGGACCUUGUGGCGCAUCAGGACGCGGCUGUCCCUCUGCCGGGACCCACAGCCGCCGCCGCCGCUCUGCCUCCUGCGUGUUAGCCUCCUCUGCGCGCUCCGGGCAGGCGGCCGUGGGAGCCGCUGGGGCGAGGACGGCGCGCGGCUGCUGCUGCUGCCCCCGGCCCGCGUGGCUGGAAACGGAGAGGCCGAGCCAAGCGGCGGCCCCUCUUAUGCUGGGAGGAUGCUGGAGAGCAGCGGCUGCAAAGCGCUGAAGGAGGGCGUGCUGGAGAAGCGCAGCGACGGGUUGUUGCAGCUCUGGAAGAAAAAGUGCUGCAUCCUCACCGAGGAGGGGCUGCUGCUCAUCCCCCCCAAGCAGCUGCAACACCAGCAGCAGCAACAGCAGCAGCAGCAGCAGCAGCAGCAGCAGCAACAACAGCCCGGGCAGGGGCCGGCCGAGCCGUCCCUACCCAGUGGCCCCGCUGUCGCCAGCCUCGAGCCGCCGGUCAAGCUCAAGGAACUGCACUUCUCCAACAUGAAGACCGUGGACUGUGUAGAGCGCAAGGGCAAGUACAUGUACUUCACUGUGGUGAUGGCAGAGGGCAAGGAAAUCGACUUUCGGUGCCCGCAAGACCAGGGCUGGAACGCCGAGAUCACGCUGCAGAUGGUGCAGUACAAGAAUCGUCAGGCCAUCCUGGCGGUCAAGUCCACGCGGCAGAAGCAGCAGCACCUGGUCCAGCAGCAGCCCCCCUCGCAGCCGCAGCCGCAGCCGCAGCCGCAGCUCCAGCCCCAACCCCAACCCCAACCCCAGCCUCAGCCUCAGCCUCAGCCGCAACCCCAGCCCCAGUCACAACCCCAGCCUCAGCCCCAACCCAAGCCUCAGCCCCAGCAGCUCCACCCGUAUCCGCAUCCACAUCCACAUCCACAUCCACACUCUCAUCCGCACUCGCACCCACACCCUCACCCGCACCCGCACCCGCACCCGCACCAAAUACCACACCCGCACCCACAGCCGCACUCGCAGCCGCACGGACACCGGCUUCUCCGCAGCACCUCCAACUCUGCCUGAAGGGGGCAGCUCCCGGGCCAGACAAGGUUUUGAGGACUUGAGGAAGUGGGACGAGCACAUUUCUAUUGUCUUCACUUGGAUCAAAAGCAAAACAGUCUCUCCGCGCCGCACCAGAUCAAGUAGUUUGGACAUCCCCCUACUGAAAACUUGUGAUUCGUCUUAGUUUUCUGCAUACUUUUCAUCACGAUGCAGGAAACGAUUUCGACUCAAGAAGACUUUUAUUUAUGAACCUUUGAAAGGAUCGUCUAGUAUGGUGAAUUUUCUAGGAGCGAUGAUGUACUGUAAUUUUAUUCUAAUGUAUUUUGAUUUAUGAUUAUUUAUUAGUUUUUUUUUUUUAAAUGCUUGUUCUAAGACAUUUCUGAAUGUAGGCCAUUUUCCAAAAAGGAAACUUUAUUUUCAAAAACCUAUUCCAUAGUAAGUCCUAGUCUUGGAAAAUAAAAAAGGGCGGUGGAGGGGAAAACAUUAAGAAUCUAGUCAUUAUUCCUGGAGUACUUUCAGAAGGUAUGACACUUUCAUUGUUAUGCCAAGUGAUUGAAAUUAAAACUCCGAUACUACUAUUUUUGAGGAUUUUUGUUUUUGUUUUUGCUUAGACAUAUAGUUUGUCUAGAAGUUUAAAAAAGCUAAAAGUUCAAAAUGGUGUAAUUAUGAAUAUCUAAUGCUCAAGAUAGUUUCUAAAAGGAAAUCAGUAGUAGGGAUACCUGAUUUCAAAAUAUUUAAAACAUAACCUAACUGAUGAUGGUAGGAUGAUUGUAUCUUGAAUAUGUGGUAGGGCCACAUCUACUGUAGGAAAACCUCUUAUCAUCUGUGUGUAAAGGGCUUAACAAGGAGAAGAGGUCUUUUGAUUGAUUUAUGAGUAUAAAUGCAUUUGCUGUUUCAUUUCAAAAAUGUUGUGGAGGAAAAUAGUAUAUUUAACUUGUAUAAGAGAAUAUUUGUGCUCCUGUCCAGGCUGCAGGACCUUUCUCCGAGAGCUUUGCACACUUGAACCACAUUUUCUGAUCCCUUUACUUUGUUUUAGAAGCACACUGAAAAAUCUCGUUGUUUAAAGUACAAUUUGUAAAUAUUUCAAAGGUCUAGGCGUCAUAACUUUUUGUUUUCAUACUGAAAAUGAUGUUGAUCAGAGAAACCAACUGUUUUGCUUUUCAUUGCUCUGUGAGAAAUCUGAGGAUUCUGUUUUGUUGUUAGGUUAGCUAAAUCAGAAAUUGAAAAGGAAAAGACUGGAUAAACACAGGAUUUUCAGUAAGAAAACAACCCCAGUCUUGUCUUAGAAGCCACUUGUUGAGGAGUCUGUGGGGGGAAAAAAGAGGAUGUGCUUUUAAAGGUAGAACAAACCUUCUUCUGUGUUAAAUCAAAAGGAUGUUCAAAAUCCACCAGGGCAGAUGCUACUUAAGUUUAAAUGGAGCCAUAGAUGAUACAAAGUCCUCUUGGGGCUGAAAAUCACUUCCUAUCUGCAUGGCUUUACUAACUGGUUUCUGUUUUCCAUUAUCUUUUUCACAGAAAGUCUUGGUCAGUAUUUUUCCAGCAUUUAAAUUGAAACGGUCAGUAUCAGACCACUGCUAGGUUAUGUAGUCAAGAAAUAAAAAUAGAAUUACAUGCUACAGAUGUCUUUAUUCUCCUUCCAUCUAGAAAGGAGUUCCAAGGUCAAAGUACUUUUUAGUGCAAUAGUUAAAUGACAUUUUGAGAUCAUAACUCUUAUCCAAAAAGUUGCAGGGAAAAUUAAAUAGUUUUCCCCUAUUAAGCAAAUGGCAAACAAAACUUAAGUGGACCCCCACUUCCAGUGGUUAUUUAGGUUGCAGUUGUGAAAAUAUGCUGCCAACAUUUAAAAACUCAUUUCAUAUGUAUAUAUGUAUAUACAUAUAUGAAUAUGCAUGUACAUAUACAUAUAUGAGAACAUGUAUGUACACAUAUAUGUACAUAUAUGAAUAUGUAUGUAUGUAUAUGUGUGUAUAUAUGUAUAUGAAAUGAGAGCCGGAUCUAAAGAUUUCUUAAAUCAAGUUUGGUUCAGCUUCCUUACAAGUACGGCUGUACUUUUUGAGGAGUGCCUCAUAGUACUAUACUUUUAAUGCAUGCAAAUCAUGAUAACUCCAAAUGAACCACAAUUUUUUUCCCAAUGGAGGAUUUUUCUUUUAAAUUCUUGUACUAAAAAUUAAAAAAUCCAUACCAAAUACUUUACAAAUUAAGAUUGGUGUAGAUUUUAAAAAAGGCAUUUGUAUGUUGUUAGCUUACAUAUGGGGCUAGGUAAUUUCAUUGCUUAAAAAAAUAUGCCCAGGCUCCCUCUUGGUGGCUGGAUUUCCUUUUUUUCCCCCCAUGGUGGCCAUGGUUCUUAAUAGGGCCACGAGAAUCAUGGUUUCUUUUCUUUUUUUUUUUUUUUUUGAGAUGGAGUCUCACUCUGUUGUGCAGGCUAGAGUGCGGUGACAUGAUCUCGGCUCACUGCAACCUCUGCCUCCUGGGUUCAAGCAAUUCUCCUGUCUCAGCCUUCUGAGUAGCUGGGACUACAGGCGUAUGCCACUAUGUCCGGCUAAUUUUUGUAUUUUUAGUAGAGACGGGGCUUCACCAUAUUGGUCAGGCUGGUCUCGAACUCCUGACCUCAGGUGAUCCACCUGCCUUGGCCUCCCAAAGUGCUAGGAUUACAGGCAUGAGCCACCAUGCCCGGCCCCAGAAUAACGGUUUCUUGAGUUUCCAUAGCCCUUGUUCCUUAGUCUUUUGUGAUAUUUAUGUUGACCUUUAUCACUUUCUAUUCUGAACCCCUCUUAACAUUUAAUGUGAAAUCUAAGAAAUCAGAGAGAAGUAGAAUGGCUUUUAUUGUUUUGACACCUUUGAAAUUAUUAUUAAUAAUUUUUCCAGAGCAAAAAAGCAAACACGCUCAAUAAGUCUAACCAAAACAAAAUAUAAAUGUACAUCAUUUAAUGUCUCAGUGGCUCUAUCUACCUGUAAGAAAAUGAUACAAACCACCUAAGGCAUUUUGAAGCCUGACAAAUCAACUUCAUGGAAAAAGGUAAAAAAUGCAUUUUUCAACCCAAAGAAAAGAUGACCGAAAGGGCAGAUCCAAUAGAAGACCCACUCCUUAAAUAAACAUAAAAUGUAAAAAGUUGGAAAAUUAGGAGUAAUGUUGCAUCUGGAAACUGAACUUUUUAUCCUUGAACUUGUGUUGGCACCAAGCCUCAUACACAGUGAGCUCAAUAACUGUCUGUUGGGACGAAGGAAGGAAGGACAAAAUGUGUAACUCCCCAGCAUCUGGGAGAUGCUGUCUCUUGCCUCGCUGAGUGUUCCUUUUAUUUGCUCUCAUGUCAUUCCCUGAGAACAAUGAAUUCUGGGACAGGCUAAACAUCAUGACGAAAUUUCUUAAACAGACUUUCUGAGUGGAAAUCCAUUUAGAUCUGUGUAUGCUCUAUGGGGAGUGCUGACGUCAGAGAGUAAACGUCUAUAAGGGGCCCUUUUAAAAUGAACAUUUUCCUCAUUGGGAUUCUCUAAUCAUGUAGAAAUCAAACUAUCUUUAUAAUUUCACUUCAGAUGUUUUUGGUUUUGUGUUUUUGUCUCCAAUGAUGGUAAAAAUAAAAAACACACAUUACUUAAAGGAGUUUCCUUCACAUGUAAACACUGUUAGGAAGUCUGGAUUAAGUUGAAAGUCUUGUUUUAACUAUUUUUUUCUCUCAUAUACCAAAUACUCUGUAUUUCUCUUAAAGAAGCUCUGUAAGAGAAAGCCCUAAUUUUAAAUCUGACAGUAAAGUUUGCUGCAAGUGUAUGAGUUCAAACACAUCCCUUGUUUUCUGUCCCUAGGGGAAAAGUCAUCUGGUGUUAGCUUGGCUCCUGUGUUAAUAUUAUAUUCAGUAGCAGGCUUAGAAGAGUGGUCUAAGACUUGAACCUGGAGCAGUUUUAUAGCACAGAAUCCUAUGAAGAUAGGACUGUGAGCAUUUGUUUUCUUUUUUUGUGUGUCAAACUAAUUGGCUUUUGCUUUAGCAAUAAAAUGUCCUCAACAGAAUAAAUUUUAAAUGUGAAAAUUAUAGAUCUUGGUAUUGAAUCCAUCAGUGAUUCAAGAGAUACACCUAUUUGCCUAAAACAACAUAAGAUGUAUUAGUUAUGGAAUUACGUGUUGGAUAGGUUCUUAAGACCUGUUUCCUCAAUUCUUGACACAGUUUUCAAGGGUGGCUUUUUGACUUGCAUGGUUGGGCAGAUAAUCCAGAUUUACCUAAGAUUGGGUAAAAAAGUGAUCUGUGAGUUUGCUGGCAGGGCAUUUGCUAAAUGGAGUACAGGAUCUAACAGGGUUUUCUUAGAAAGGGCAAUAUUGUCCAAUGAAGGAAGCAGAAGGACUUUGGGUUAGAAGCAUCUGCACAAAAGCUGGUGAGACCUACUCUCCACUGCUCUGCAGCUGGUCAGCUGAUGGCAGGCUGAGCAGUGGGGAAGCAGGUUUUAACAAUAGGUAGUCCUUCCAGGUCACUGUAUAUUGAGAAGAAACAUAAAACUAUUUUGUGUCACAUUCCGAGGUCAGCCUUCUUCUUAACGUUUUAUAGUAUACAAACGCCAGCUUCUGGAAAGCAAGUGUCAUCAUGUACCAGAUGCUUUAUACACCAUCACAUUCGUGAAUUUUUUAGCAUGGUCAGAACUUGUGUAAAUAUGUCUCUUAGAUGAUUUUGGGGAGAUGUGAUUUAUUUUUCAUAUUUUCAAAAUGCAUUCCAUUUCAAAUAAAGUAUCUAUUGAGACAACCGA
Messenger RNA from Macaca mulatta (Rhesus monkey), 11101 nucleotides. RefSeq names its product pleckstrin homology like domain family A member 1 (gene PHLDA1). The record is from RefSeq and is a predicted model, not a curated record. Gene Ontology annotation, cellular component: nucleus. Lineage: Eukaryota; Metazoa; Chordata; Mammalia; Primates; Cercopithecidae. Gene Ontology annotation, biological process: positive regulation of apoptotic process. Gene Ontology annotation, molecular function: phosphatidylinositol phosphate binding.